AUGACGCCGACUGCGGAUGCGUCGAUGCCUACUCUACUGGCUCGCUCAGGUGCUCCUGAACCAAUGGCCUCCACCGAUGCGACUGCCGCCGAGACGUCCUCCGCCCCUACGACCGAAGCGGAACGUACGACCAUCACAACGACAGCGCCUUCAAUGGUGUGGAGUGAGGACGUCGAUGAGGACCCGGACCACACGCUGGAGAUAGACUUGAGAGAUAGCGGAGGGACUGCUUGGGCUCAGUCGACGUUCUACGGCGGCAGCCUGCAGGGCGGCGCGAUGCUGGCGCCUCUAGUGGCGGUGCUGGCGCUCGUCAGCGCGGCGUCGACAUCGGCUCAGGUCCCGCACAUCGUCGGCGGCUCCAACGUGUCGAUCGAACUCGUGCCGUGGCAGGUGUCCGUGCAGAUAGGAGGCGGUCACUUCUGUGGUGGUUCCAUCAUCAGCAAGUCCUGGGUGCUCACCGCGGCCCACUGCCUAGAGAGUAUGUGGUUUUUUGAAGAAGAUUAUUUUUGUGAGGAAGGAAAUAUUUUUGAAGAUGCAAGUAGUGAAGAAUCAGCCAAUGAACCUGCAGAUGUGAAUAUUGAGGCAUAUGACAGUCCUUCCGAUAAUAUUACUCCAUCACAGUCUGAAAAUAAAGAACCACCACAAAAAGCGCCAGGUGGAAAUGGCAUGGCAAGCCUGCCUCUGGCGACCUCCCGUCCGCAGGCGGGUGAAUCAGUGCUCGUGUCUGGGUGGGGGGCGAUGGUGGAGGGGGGCAGCGCGACCGACUUCCUGCGCGCCGCCACUGUGCAGGUGGUCUCCCUGAGCAAAUGCCGGAGCUGCUACUUCAGCGAGGGGCUGACGAGCAACAUGAUAUGCGCCGCGGUGCCCUCUGGCGGCAAGGACGCGUGCCAGGGCGACAGCGGCGGCCCCCUCGUCCACGGCGAGAACCUCGUCGGAGUCGUCUCCUUCGGCAAGGGCUGCGCGAGACCCAACUAUCCGGGCGUCUAUGCGGACGUGGUUUCGCUACGCAGCUGGAUCACCGAAAACACCGGCAUCAAAUAA
Messenger RNA from Schistocerca cancellata (South American locust), 1041 nucleotides. RefSeq lists its product as uncharacterized. NCBI's taxonomy places the organism in Eukaryota, Metazoa, Arthropoda, Insecta, Orthoptera, Acrididae. Gene Ontology annotation, biological process: proteolysis. The transcript has 6 exons. The record is from RefSeq and is a predicted model, not a curated record. The coding region runs from base 1 to 1041 and encodes 346 amino acids. Gene Ontology annotation, molecular function: serine-type endopeptidase activity.